CACGCAGCCUUGCAGUGAGCACAUAGCGAACUAUUCUUUCGCCUUUUACUAAAGAAUACCGUGUGCGCGCUGCUUUAAAGAGGCAUACGUCUAUUUUUGGAGGGAUAAUCCUUAAUUGGACUGUCCCAACAAUACUUAGUUAAAAUUUAAGAAUUCAAUAAACUUAUAAGCAAUCCUAACUAAAUUCUGAAUCAUAACUUGGUAACUAUCUGUGUCGAAAUGAUUGUUUCUUUUUAGUAUAACAGUGAUCAGAAAUGUUAUAUAUUGACAGUUUGGUGAAUCUAUUGUUGUGUUCUCGUUUCUUUAUGCACAGUUACAAGCUGGAAUAGCAAUAACAUGUCCCUGGUUUUGCAGCUGCUUUCGAACUGAUCGAGCAAAUUUCUGCUUUUCAGAAAUUUACGCGUAGGUUGCUCCCCUUGUUCGUGAAUAGCAGACUGAUUAUCGCAACAACAACAAAAAAGAACCCGUUGGUAUGCAGCUGUAAGAAUUGCAACGAAGGUUGCAUCCGAGGAAGUCAGGUUGUGUGCUUACCAUCUGUCAUGACCAAUUCUUCCUGUCGAGGAAGGGAGAAAAGAACUAAGAGAUCUUUCUUGUAGUUACUGUUAUUUAUUCUAGAGGCCGAAUGGCAUAUAAGCUUGGUCACUAUCUACUGUCUCAUAGUGGUGAAGCCGCCUGCAGUACUAAUGCCCUUGUAAGCAGGAAUUUCAACCUAUAAGUAGCAGAAGAUGGGAGUUACAUUUUUUAUCAACCGGUGCAAUACUGUGAACGUGAGAGCUUCGUCACUGCCAUAUGGCUUCUCGCUUAUGGAUUGUAACGUUUGUGAUUUUCGCGUCCCUGACAACAGUCUGCAGAAGAGUCGAGUCUGCAUAUGAGGCCGAUAGGAUCGUGAAGCUACCAGGGCAGCCAGAGGUUAGCUUCCAGCAGUAUGCAGGGUAUGUGACUAUUGAUGAAACCCAGCAGAGGAAACUGUUCUACUACUUUGUUGAAGCUGAGACCAACUCCACUUCCAAGCCUCUUGUUCUCUGGCUCAAUGGAGGACCUGGCUGCUCUUCUAUCGGAGAUGGAGCUUUCUCCGAACAUGGCCCGUUCAAGCCUGAUGCAGCAGGGAUUCUGGUCCACAAUGACUAUAGUUGGAACAAAGAAGCAAACAUGCUAUACUUGGAAUCCCCAGCAGGAGUUGGAUUCUCAUAUUCUGCCAACACCUCUUUCUAUGAAUUAGUAAAUGACACCAUAACAGCGAGAGACAACUUGGCCUUCUUACAACAAUGGCUAAUCAAGUUUCCUGAAUACAAGAACAGGGAUCUUUAUCUCACCGGAGAAAGCUAUGCCGGACACUAUGUUCCACAGCUAGCCCAGCUAAUUGUGGAGUCGAGAUCAAAUCUCAGCUUGAAAGCCAUAGCGAUAGGAAACCCAUUGUUGGAGUUCAACACAGAUUUCAACGGUAAGGGACAGUACUACUGGUCUCAUGGCUUGAUAUCCGACGAAACCUAUCACCUUGUUAACACAAUCUGCAACACAUCCCAGAUCAGGAGACAGGCUGCGGAUGGCAUUCUUUCUGAGCAGUGUAAAAUGGUUGCAAAUCAACUUGCUGCAGAAAUUCCUAGAAGAAACUUUGAUAUUUAUGAUGUUACUUCUGAUGUUUGCAUAUCAGAAAGUGAUUCACCGGAAAAGCACUCUUCAUUAGCUGCCAGUUUCCAUCCAUUUUCAUCGCUCAAAUCCAACCAAGGCUCUCUCAGAAAGCUGGAAGCCGGAGAGUCCAUAGACCUCUGUGUAGAAGAUGAGACACACACUUAUCUGAACAGGAAAGAUGUCCAACAAGCUAUGCAUGCCAAGCUUGUAGGCAUCCCCGGCUGGAAGGACUGCAGCAGUGUCAUGAAUUAUGAUCAUAACAACUUGGAGAUUCCGACAGUUGGAAUCUUAGGCUCAUUGGUGGGAUCGGGGAUUCGAGUACUAGUCUACAGCGGGGAUCAAGAUUCGAUUCUCCCAUUCACGGGGACAAGGAUUCUGGUGAAUCGUUUGGCUACAGAGAUGCGACUGAACACAACCGUACCUUACAAAGCAUGGUUUGAUUAUGACAAACAGGUGGGUGGAUGGACCCAAGUUUAUGGGGAGAACAAUAAGUUGUCAUUUGCAACCAUCAGAGGAGCCUCUCACCUGGCUCCAACCUCCUCGCCGAAGAGAUCGCUUGCAUUAUUUGCAGCAUUUGUUGCUGGGAAACCAUUGGCCACUUGAUAUCUCUCAAACUUUGAAUCUGUCCAAGCUGUAAUUUCAAUUAUCUUGAGGCAACUAUUCUGCCUAUCUUGUAUUAUCACUGACUCAAUGUCACAUUGGAAUCAAGAAAACACAAGAAAUAAUAGUGCUUUCUUGUAGUUUGCUGUUAAUUAGUUUACUGCUAUUUUUCUAGAGGCCGAAUGGCAUAUAAGCUUGGUCACUAUCCUACUGUCUCAUAGUGGUGAAGCCGCCUGCAGUACUACCGUCUUCUAAACAGGAAUCCCAUCUCUAAAUAGCAGAUGGGAAUCAUAUUUCCUAACAACCGUACAAUUCUUUGAACGUAAGAGCUUCUUCACCACCAUAUAUGGCUCCUCACGUAUGGAUCGUACCGUUCAUGAUUUUCGAUUGCUUGACAACUAUCUGCAGAAGAAUUGAGUCAGCAUAUGAACCCGAUAGGAUCGUGAAGCUACCUGGACAACCAAAGGUCAGUUUCCAACAGUAUGCAGGAUACGUAACCGUCGAUAAAACCCAGCAGCAGGAACUGUUCUACUACUUUGUUGAAGCCGAUACCAACUCAACUUCCAAACUAACUCAUCCUUCCAUCAUUAGUUCAUUAUAUUGUUAGAAGACUGGUUUUAUAUGUUUUCAACUGAUGAAGAUGAACAGAAAAUUUGUAUUUGUUGUAUGUACUGAAUGACAUUCCUUGACAUCAAGACCUGGUUGCUCUUCUGUCAGAGAUAGAGCUUUCUCUAAACACAGCCCGUUCAAGCCAAAUGCAGCAGGGAUUCUUCUGUCGGAGAUUGGAACAAAGGUGCUCAAAUCUCUUUUACUGUUCUCCACUUUAUUUAAUUUUUUGUAACUGGAAUUGGAACCGGCAUUUUGAUGUGUUACUCAUGUUGGCUGCUGCAGAAGCAAACAAGCUAUACUUGGAAUUGCCAGCAGGAAUUGGAUUCGCCUACUCUGCCAACACCUCUUUCUAUAAAUUAGUAAAUGACACCAUCACUGGUUAGUCUGAAAAUUGAACUAAUCUCUAUAUUCUCAAACUCGAAUAACUUGUCAGAUUGACAGUGUAACUGCGUUGGUUGUCUUCCUAUUAUCAGCGAAGCACAACUUCGCUUUCCUACAAAAAUGACUAAUCAAGUUUCCUGAAUACAAGAACAGAGAUCUUUAUCUCGCCGGAGAAAGCUAUGCCGGUAUGUAGUUUCUGAGUCCAUUGCUCAGAAACACUCGUAAUUCAAAUCUUAGAAUUCUGAUACUGAUGUAUUAUUUCACCAAUAGGACAAUGUCUCACAACUAGCCCAGCUAAUUUUGGAGUCACAAUCAAAUCUCGGCUUGAAAGCCAUAGUGGUUUGUUCAUGCCACAAAAGAAUUCAACCGUGCAUACAAGGGCUGGUUUGAUUGUGACAAACAGGUGGAUGGAUGGACACAAGUCUGUGGGGGGAACAAUAAGUUAUCAUUUGCAACCAUUAGAGGAGCCUCUCACAUGGCUCCAUUCUCCUCUCCUACGAGGUCUCUGCAUUAUUUGCAGCAUUUGUUGUUGGGGGACCAUUGGGAGCUUGAUCUCUCAUUAGUCUGCAAAUUAUCCACAACUGUAAUUCUAAUCUUCUUGACUUGUGGGUUUGAUGUCAUUUAUUGUACUAAAGAAAUCAAUUUCCU
Molecule: messenger RNA, 3867 nt
Organism: Linum trigynum
Lineage: Eukaryota; Viridiplantae; Streptophyta; Magnoliopsida; Malpighiales; Linaceae
Source: the annotation of a GenBank genome assembly